Messenger RNA from Fusarium sp. VM40, 3210 nucleotides. Lineage: Eukaryota; Fungi; Ascomycota; Sordariomycetes; Hypocreales; Nectriaceae. The record is from the annotation of a GenBank genome assembly.
AUGGCGAACGGCCAAGUAAAACGUCGCAGUCAGCUUCCUGGACCCAAAGGCCUUCCUCUUAUUGGAAACCUUCUGGAUCUGGAUCUCGAUGACUUCAUCACAUCAUUAAGCGAAAUGGGCAAUAAAUACGGGCCGAUAUUUUCCCUUGACGUCGGCGGGGAUAGACAAGUCAUAGUCGGCAGUCGGGAUAUUCUCGACGAAGUAUGCGAUGAGUCUAGAUUCCACAAGCUUGUCAUCGGCGGUGUCGAGAAACUACGGCCGUUGGCUGGCGAUGGGCUCUUCACUGCUCAAGCCGGCAACAAAGACUGGGCUAUCGCACAUCGUAUUCUCAUGCCCUUAUUCGGCCCUCUCAAGAUUAGAGAGAUGUUCCCCGAUAUGCAAGAUGUCGCAGAGCAGCUUUGUCUCAAAUGGGCCCGAUCAGGUCCGUCUACAAUUAUUGACGCCUCCAGCGACUUCACCAGAUUGACACUAGAUACCAUCGCGCUCUGCACAAUGAACUUUCGCUUCAACAGCUUCUACAGCAACGAUAAGAUGCAUCCCUUCAUUGAGAGCAUGGUCGCUGCCCUCACCGACGCAGACAAGCAAUCAAUGUUUCCCGACUUCAUCGGAUCAUGCAGGAUACGAGCUCUAGCUAACUUCCGAAAACAUGUUGCAUCUAUGAAAGAGCUAUGCCAUGAGCUAAUUCAAGGGCGGCGGGACAACCCAAUUCAAGGGACAGAUUUACUGAAUGCCAUGAUGGAGGGUACAGAUCCGAAGACGGGUUCAAAAAUGAGCGAUGAGUCCAUCGUUGAGAAUCUCAUCACUUUCCUCAUUGCGGGCCACGAGACAACGUCAGGACUGUUGUCGUUUGUGUUCUACUACCUCCUCAAGAACCCGCACACCCUGGAAAAGGCCCGCGACGAGAUUGAUGAAGUGAUGGGUGAAUCAAAUCUCACGGUCGACGAUCUACCCAGGAUGCCUUACAUCAACAUGAUCAUCAGAGAGACUCUCCGUCUCAUGCCCACUGCUCCGGGCUUCUACCUCACCCCCUCCAAGGAUGAGAUCGUCGGCGGGCAAUACAGCAUUCCAGCGAAUGAACCGGUGUUCUGUUUCCUUCAUCAGAUCCAUCGCGAUCCUGCAGUCUGGGGUCCUGAUGCAGAAGUCUUCAGGCCUGAGAGAAUGGCGGAUGAGUUCUUCGAGAAACUUCCCAAGAACGCCUGGAAGCCUUUUGGAAAUGGUAUGCGAGGGUGUAUUGGUAGAGAUUUCGCAUUGCAAGAAGCCCAGCUUGCUAUGAUUAUGAUCAUCCAGAACUUCGAUCUUUGGCAGGCAGAUCCCAACUAUAAGCUCAAGAUCAAACAGACUCUCACUAUCAAGCCUCAUGGUUUCAAUAUUCGCGUCAAGCUCAGGGAGUCGCGAAAGCUAUCCAGUCUUUUCAAGACGCCCAGCAUCUCCAGCCUUCCGUCCUCGAGCCGAGCUAGUCGACAACACGUUGAUCUUUCAGAUUCCAAGGACUUGAAGCCUAUCUCCAUCUACUACGGAUCCAACACCGGCACUUGCGAGGCGCUCGCUCAGAGACUCUCUGCUGAUUGUGCGUCAUUUGGCUAUAUGCCUUCGAAGCCGCUUCCACUGGACUCGGCGACGAAGAAUCUCUCCAAGGAUGGGCCGAACAUAUUGUUUGCUGCAUCUUACGAUGGGAGACCUUCGGAUAAUGCAGCUGAGUUUGCUAAAUGGGCGGAGUCUCUGCGAUCUGGGGAUCUUGAAGGUGUUCAAUUCGCUGUUUUUGGUUGUGGUCACAAGGAUUGGGUCUCAACUCUUUACAAAGUACCUAAGAUUCUAGACAAGUGUUUGUCGGAUGCAGGCGCCGAGCGAAUUGUCGACAUUGGCCUCACUGACGCAAGCACCGGUCGCUUAUACCCCGAUUUCGACGACUGGACCAACGGGAAGCUCUUCCCAGAGCUGCUCAAGCGACAUGGUGGAUCCAAGGACUCUCAGGCUGAUGGGCUCCUUGAACUAAAUGUCGUUGUCAACCAGCCCCAUAAGUCCGAGAUGGGAGGCAACUUCAAGAGAGCUGAGGUUGUCGAGAAUCAACUCCUCACCCACCCAGGUGUCUCCAGGAAGCACAGCCUUCUGCUGAAGUUACCAAAAGACAUGACAUACUAUCCAGGUGACCAUGUGUUGGUACUUCCCAAGAACCCGCCUGAGUUGGUUGAACAGGUCAUGUCUUGCUUUGGAGUGGACAACGAUACAGUCUUAACUAUUUCUUCCGGAAGAUCGACCUUUUUACCGACUGAGAUGCCGAUUCUUGCAUCGAACCUAUUCAGUUCUCUUGUGGAGCUGUCUCAGACUAUCAGUCGCACCAGUCUGAAGAGGUUGGUAGAUUUUGCUGGCAACGAGAACACCAAGAGUGAACUUCAUAUACUGGCCGGCGAUAAAUACGACAAAGAGGUCGACGAGUCGCGCCUGUCCAUCCUUGAUAUCCUACGCAAGUACCCAUCUAUCAACAUCCCACUGUCCACCUUCCUCUCCAUGCUACCACAGAUGCGUCCCCGCACGUAUUCCUUCGCUUCAGCGCCAGAAUGGAAGCCAGGCCAUGGUAUGUUGCUCUUCUCGGUGGUUGAAGCAGAAGAGGCGCAUGCAGGACGCCCCGGUGGACUUGCUACCAACUACAUGGCUCAGCUGCGACGUGGUGAUUCUGUUUUGGUUGAGCCGCGUGCUUGUAGACCAGAGUUGCGGGCAGCGAUGACCACUCUUGAUCAUAAGGUGCCCAUCAUUAUGAUUGCGGUCGGAGCUGGACUUGCUCCCUUCCUUGGCUUCCUGCAGAAGCGCUACAUGGAGACACGCCAUCACCAGUCUACUGGCUCACCGACUUGUACCCUCCUCUUUGGAUGUCGUGGAGCCAACAAGGACGAUAUCUGCCGCGAUACACUUGAUGAGUACUCGCGUGCCGGAGUCGUCUCUGUUCACCGAGCGUACAGUCGAGACCCUGGCGCUUCAUCCAAGUACGUCCAGGGCCUCAUCACCAAACAGAGCGGAAUGCUGGCGAAGCUGUGGGGUCAGGGCGCAGUCGUCAUGGUUUGCAGUGGUAAGAAGGUCGCUGAUGGUGUCAUGGAUGUACUCAGUCCAAUUCUUCUCGGGGAGGAAAGACGGCUCGGUUUGACAAAUGCGUCCGAUUGUGAUGUCUGGUGGAAGAAUGUUGGAAAGGAGCGGCUAAUCUUGGAAGUCUUUGGGUAG